Molecule: messenger RNA, 3150 nt
Organism: Symbiodinium sp. CCMP2592
Lineage: Eukaryota; Dinophyceae; Suessiales; Symbiodiniaceae
Source: the annotation of a GenBank genome assembly
AUGGGACAACGACUGCAGGUCAGAGCGGAGCGCGGAGCCUUGCCCACAGCUGCAUGCCUGCAGUCGUGGCUUGAGGCACAGUCCAUCAUGCUGAAACUCGUUGCGGCGAUCAUUUUGAAAUCUGCGCUGGCGGGCUUGAUGUCAGAUCUACCGCUCCCACGUUGCGAAGACUUUACGGAUGUGAAGCUGUAUGUGUAUGACUUGCCUGAAGCUUUCAAUGUUCAUCUCUACGAUGAGCUGGAGAAGCAGGCAACUUCGUCGGGGAGCAAUUGCGACUUCGUGCUCUCCUCUUGCGACGAGGAUCGGUGGGCUUUCAAAUAUUCUGUGGCGCGUCAGAGGGGAGAAGAGAUCAUCAUCCUCCGGAAGUUGAUCGCCGGACUUGCCUGCCCACAGGUGAAAGCUGCACGUCCUGAAGAAGCUGAUGUCUUUGUUGUGCCGUACUUGGCCGGGCUGGAUUGCUUCCUCGGUGGACAUAUGUUUCGCUGUCCUGCGAGGAAUAACAAGCAGGCAGCAGAGCUUUUUUCGCUUUUGGUGCAUUAUUCGCCUGCCACUCGGCAUCGCCACCUGUUCCUGGCGACGGCCGAUAUUCACAGCCUUCCUUUGCAGCUGCAGGCGCAACCUCUUCUUGUUUCACAUGGAACGACAUGGGGUCGUCCACCGGGCCAUUUGGUGUCCCCCAGUGCCGUAACAAAUGUCGUUGCACAAUUUGAUCUGCCUAGCCGCACCUCGAAUUUCCCUAUUUUGUUUUGGCUGGCUGCUUCUCCAACAAAUGUUUACAGACGGGCGCUUUUUGCUUUCUUGGAGCAGUUCGACGCGACACUCUUUGAAGCCGAACAUGGAGGACAACUUCUCCGAGCAGGCCGAGUGGUCAUCCACAGGUUGGAGCGAUUGCAAGACCAUCCUGCACCGCGGCAGUUUACUGAGGAAAUUCAGCAAGCGGCCUUCUGCCCGGUCCCCCCUGGCGAGACCUCUGGAGGCAUUAAGCGGCUCCUGGACGUGCUGCUGUCGGGCUGCCUGCCGGUGGUGAUCGUCUUCCCAACCAGCCUGGGGAGUGGGAGGAGCUGGUGGCGCGCUGAGGGGCCUCCCGUCGAGUGGAGCUUGCCUUUUCCUUGGGAGAUUGACUGGCAUAGACUGGUGGUGGAAGUUUCGGAGGCAGACUUCUGGCAGGGUCGCUUGGUGCCUUCCUGCCUGAAUUUAUCCAGCCAGGGGGAGCUGGAAAAACGCCAAUAUAUUGCAGAGGUGCGCAACUUCCUGCGGUAUGACCUCGCUGGCGGCAGCAGAGAUGCUUUCAGUCUACUCAUGGAUGGUGUCCGUUUGGCACUUGCAGACUCGAACAGACGCGGUCCCCAAGUCUGUUACAACACUCCUCGUCUGGCUUCACCACGUCGGGUAGACAAUGGCGGAGACUCCAUUCUUGAGAAGCGCUGGGCACAUGCUUUUUCGGAAAUCUCUUGUUUGGCUCCCUCUUCUUGGAAGCCAGCCGCUGCAUUGUACCACGCGACCACCCUGCAUCCAGUCGUGUUUGAACAAUACGCCCUCACGCGCUAUGCGAAAGGCUUUGGUGAUAGUGAUAGUCUCGCUGCCGGAUCUGUGUACGAGUAUGCUCGGACGGAUGCCACACUCAAGGAUCUAGCAGAUCAGAGACAUAUCCUCUCCACGUCCAUGUUUACUUUGUGCUAUGCCGUUCCCCCCACAGCAUGCCACGGCGGUGAUGAACUGGAGCCUUGCUCCACAAGCUCAACUCUCCCUUCUCCAACGCUUUGUCGGUUGCUGGCUGAUGUAAUGCCCCUUCCGCAUAACUUGGCGACCCAAAUGGUGCAGAUGGAGCUCAUUACGACAGCAUGUAGCAAGCGUGGGCUGGCCCUCCCAGGAGAAGGGAGCGGCAUGGGAAACUUGACGGAUCUCGUCCUCCACCAGGCAGUCUACAGUUCAUGUGACGAGGAGUUCAAUCCUGGGGGCAAGAGCAGCACGUGGCUGCUGCUCGAGCAUGCCCUGGCACGGCUGUACCAAGUUCGUGACGGCAGGCGUGUUCCCGACAUGCUUCUUCUGGUUGUGCCAUCGGAUUCCGCCCGCUUGCAAAGUAUUUUGGAGCAAUUCGCAGAACGAUUUGCGCGUCGAAGUCUUCGAGAAGCUGUGACCUCCGACUGGCUCUAUGUUGUGGAAAGCCCUCCCUCAGGACUGUCCUGGUCAUGUCAGGGCCACCAGUUCAUGUCCGUCGGCUGCCAAACGGAAGUCGUUCCCGAGGCACUGAUCUUUCCAACUGAGCUGCUGCGACGAGCACGAGCUCCGGACUUUGAGGCGGCCACGGCGUUGAGGAUGAGCUCUGAUCCACGGGAUCCGUUGAUGCUCGUGAUGGCCAUCUUCAUGGACAUGGGGGGAGUGGAUCUCAUUCAUGAAGGGUUGCCUUACGAGCCUGGUUCUAAAGAUGACCCUGGUCUCUCCGACGCUGUGCGUGCCUACGAGUCCUUCCAAGGCAUCGACCACUUCUCUUGGGACCACUUGGAAGGCCGCGUCAACUGUUUGCGUCAUGGCGGCUUCUUUUACCUCUUUGACUGGAAGCCCACCGAGACCAUUGCAGACCAGACGGAGGAGUCUCGACUCCUGUUGAUUAGUGCACUUGGACGGCUCACGGACGAGGAAUGGGACCAAGUUGCGAUUCUGGGGGUUUGCAUCACGAGGCAUCUAUCCUUUACUUUUCAGGACAAGUUGGAGGUAGGCUGGCACCAGUUUCUGAAGCACGUCGUCCACCUCCCGCGAAACCUCUUGGGCAUGCCAAUCCCCAAGCUCGCGACAAUCCUGGAGCCAGGACCGUCCUUGAAAAAACGAGCAGCUUCCGUUGUCUUUUGCUUCCAUCAUUCACCAUACGGUCCACAUCGAAGGCUUGGGCAGUGCAAGCCCUGCCGAUCCAGCUAUCAGGAACAACUUUCAAAUCUCUGCAAGCAUGCAACGCUUUUCUUUGCCCCAUUUUCGGUUCCGAGGCUGUGGGUAGACCUUGAUUACAAGAUUUAUUCCCUCUUCGAGCAUUCCCAUAAGACGGCCGGCCAACUGUCUCGCAGUACUGGCAUCAGACUUUAUAUACUUUACAGCAUACUCAUUGAUCAGACUUUCAGCAUAUGUUGCAGACCUUCAGUAACGGAGUCACAACUCUAG